AGCUUUUGGGAUCAAGUGGAAAGAGGGACACAGUCUAGUCAGUCAUAUGAACUCGGGACUGGUUCAGUCACAAUGAGAAAUCUUAUUCUAAACUGGACAUUUCUCUUUAUUUUACAUCUGACCAAAGAGGACGCUUCAGUGCAAAAGCUGAGUGCCCCAGAAAAGCACUUUCUUGUCCUGAUGUGUUCUGACGCUUCAUAUGUUGACUGGAGCCAUGGGCUGGAAAAGGUGAUCGCUUCUAAACGAGGAAAGCUGGUGUCUUACCUGGACCAAAGCAAACACCAGCUGCUUGAAGACGGCCAGCUCUCCAUUAAAGGCCUGCAGGAAUCAGACGCAGGAGAAUAUUACUGCAACCAUCAGCUAGUGGCAGAUAUCACUGUGCUCAAAGGUCAUAACUUUACAGUUGCUGAGGGCACAACUAUUUAUCUGCCAUGUAAGACAUCUGAUAAAAUGAAGCAGAGAUGGGCAUUCAAACGCACUCCUCAGUCCAGAAAAGAGUUCAUCUCCACACUUUAUAAAAACAGCACCAUAAAGAAAGAGAGAGCUGAUCCAACAUUAAGAUUCACCCACACCACAGACCACCUGAUUAUCUCCAGUCUCCAGCUGCAGGACUCUGGGCUUUAUCUGUGCAACAACAGAGAGAUGGCUUUCCUCACGGUGACCACAGCAUCGACUGAAAUUGAAAACAGCAGUCCAGAUAUAAACAAAUAUCUGACUGUGGCCGUCCUGCUGGCCUUGUGCAUACUGGCGAUGGUUUGUGUUGGACUUCUGUCUGUGACGAUCGGCUGGAAAAGCAGAAGAAGGAGAAGAAACUUCAGAAAAGAAACAGAGCUGACAAAUAUUGCAUCUGGUCAACAAUUACAAAGCAUGUCAAAUGAAGGCCCCUGGAUGCUGGACCCUCAGGAGGAUGCAGGGGAAAUCCAGUACGCGUCUCUGGGUGUGCAGCACUGGAGACAGACAGACAGACAGCUGAGCAGCAGACAGCAUGUCAUUUACUCCACACUGACCCCGUCAUGAAAACAACACACUCAUUUACACUGGAUACCUGUUCAAUAUGAGAUAUGUUCAUAUAAACCGAAUACAUUCAAAAACACCUUAUAUAGAAACUGAGUCUUAGCUUUAUUGUCAUCCUACAAAAGCUUAUAUAUAAUCAAACAAAUGAAAAACAAACCAUAGAAUAUAGUUAUAUAACACAUGUAAUAUGACUACUUUAGCUGUGAAACUUGAAAUUAUUAGGAAAGGGGAUCUGCAAAGAUUCAUAAAACAUAGGCACAUUUAGGUACAUUGGGGCGCAUUCCCUUCAAAAACAAAGCUAAACCACAGCAGCUCAGAUGUCAGGAGUAAAUGAGACUGCUAUGUUCAUUAUAAGAUCCACCAACAGAACACCUUGAUUAUUAGGAGUCAUUCUUUCAUAUUGUCUUCCCCUGCACACAAUGUACAGACACUUUUAUGACCCCUUUAAACCAACUACAUGUAGCCUUGGUGAACAAAAUAGACUUCUUUCAGAAAUAUUACAAAUAGUUCCAACCCCAAACUUUUGAAUGGUAUUGUAUAAAUGAUUUUAUAUGGAUUUCUCCCACAGGCUUGGCAUAGGUUCAGAGUAUAGAUGUUGGUAUAGUAGACUUGUUAAACUCUCUCUGUUAAUAUGAAUCUGGUUAAAUGUGGUGAAAUCAGGACGUGUGGUUGUUUAUAGCUGCGUAUAUCACAUUGACUGGAGCAGGAGCCGCGGCUCUGGACCGUCUGAGGAACCGGAGACUGGAAUACUGUACUUGUGCUGCCUGGAAAACAACAGCAUCUUCCUGCGUUAGUGAAUCAGUAUUAAUGUCAAUCUCAGAGCACAAAACAACACAAACGACUGACUACACAGACAAACAGGAGAACCAAGGUUCCUUUCGUAGGUAUGCCACUUCUUCGUGGUAUUCUUAUCCUUGUUUUUACGUCGAUCGUGCCUCAUAUUCUGAGUUUGUAGUUCUCUAAUGCCAAGGUCUCCAUUUUUUUGUGCUUAUAGAAUUUUAGUUAUGCCAUUCUUAUGCUACUUUUUUGCAUAUAUGCCAUUUUUUUAAGAAUCCAAGUCCAUCCCACCUUGACAUUUGAGUUUUCUGUCACGCAGCUGAUGCAACAGACCCUGGAAGAACCUAAAAGAAAAACACAAGCCAAAUGAUGCACAGCGCUGUGUGGUGUAUCCUGCAUUUCAGUCCAGUUUGAUUUGGGGCUUCAUGCUGUUUUAAAGGGGUCAUGAACUGAGAAAUUCAAAUUUCUUUGAUAUUUAGGCAAAUAAGAGGUUGCUAUACUAUAAAACAUUUUGUUAAUCUAAAAAUAGCUUAUAUUGAAGGGGUCUGCCAAAACCACAGCUUAUGGAAUCUUCUACUCCAUGAUGUAAUAGUUUGGAUAAGCACCGCCUCCUCCUCAGAAGCACUGCCUGUUUAGCCCCGCCCACCAGUUCAUGCAUGUAGAGUAAAUAAUGCUAAUAAUAAACAAGCUGUGGAAAAACA
Carassius gibelio (silver crucian carp) is the source of this 2492-nucleotide messenger RNA. RefSeq lists its product as uncharacterized. The coding region runs from base 73 to 1017 and encodes 314 amino acids. The record is from RefSeq and is a predicted model, not a curated record. NCBI's taxonomy places the organism in Eukaryota, Metazoa, Chordata, Actinopteri, Cypriniformes, Cyprinidae. Gene Ontology annotation, biological process: response to bacterium. The transcript is spliced from 8 exons.